Messenger RNA from Metarhizium acridum CQMa 102, 831 nucleotides. RefSeq lists its product as uncharacterized. The record is from RefSeq and is a predicted model, not a curated record. Lineage: Eukaryota; Fungi; Ascomycota; Sordariomycetes; Hypocreales; Clavicipitaceae.
AUGUACGAGUGUGAGAGCUGUACACGUGUGUUCAACAGCUACCGUUCUUGCGAGCAACACAUGGACGCACUAGACCACUGGGCACCGCAAUACGAAUGUGAGACAUGUACCCGAGAAUUCGGAUCUUGGCACGCUGCCCAGCAGCAUAUGGAUGCACUAGAUCACUGGGCACCUAAAUAUUCCUGCGAGACUUGUGGCUCGCAGUUCGAUUCUGAGAGAGCUGCCAAUCAGCAUAUGCAAGCCAAGGGCCACUUCAAGAAUUACUGCCUCCAGUGUGACAGGUAUUUUGGCAACGCAAACAGUCUCAGCAUGCACCUGAAUUCCAACGUCCACCGAGGAAACAACAUCGAAUGCCCAUUUUGUAGGACGGGAUAUACCGCUGCAAGCAGUCUCAGCCAUCAUCUGGAGUCUGGAUCAUGCCCCAAGGCACCCAGGGUUAACAGAGAGACAAUACUGUCAAUGGUUCGAAAACGCGACCCCCAGGGGACUAUUACCAACAAGCAGAUCGAGUGGCGAAACGACUCGAGCGUCAACGUCAACUACGAAGCAACCUGUCUUGCAUGGAAUGGUUCAGCUUGGGAGUGCUACAUCUGUCACAACGAAUUUAGUACUAUCAUUGGAUUGAACAUGCACCUGAAUUCACCGCGGCAUAAAGGCAAAAUAUAUCAUUGCCCCAACAAGAAGGGUGCAUGUGAGAAGGAGUUUGUUUCCUUGGGUGGGCUGUUUAACCACCUGGAAAGCGAAUCUUGCUCGUAUAUUCGAUUCGAGAAAGUCCAAAAGCACAUCAGCAAUAUGUUCAGUGGACAAAAAUUUAUCGCCUUUCCCGAUUGA